GUCAUCAGAUCCCGUCGACUCGCUCCAUUUUCCCCGCCCUGGUGAGGUACGGGAUCCCGGAAGGGCCGGGCCCGCAGCUCCGCCUCUGGCGCGACUAACGACAGGAUCGCAGGGCAGGGCAGUGGCUCGCAGAUGGACCUGGUCGUCAGCCCAAGAGCAGUAUGGAGGCGUCCUGGGGGAGCAUCAGCGCUGAGCGGGGCUGGUACCUCUCUGCCCAGCAGCCCGAAGAGGCGGAGACGGAAGAGUUGAGCCCGUUGCUAAGCAACGAACUUCACAGACAGAGAUCUCCAGGUGUUUCAUUUGGUUUCUCAGUGUUCAAUGUGAUGAAUGCCAUCAUGGGAAGUGGCAUCCUUGGCUUGGCUUAUGUUAUGGCUAAUACUGGCAUCCUUGGAUUUAGUUUCUUGCUGCUGAUAGUUGCUCUUCUGGCUUCUUACUCAGUCCAUCUCCUGCUUAGUAUGUGUAUUCAUACAGCUGUAACAUCUUAUGAAGAUCUUGGACUCCUUGCAUUUGGAUUACCUGGAAAGGUGGUGGUGGCAAGUACCAUAAUAAUUCAGAAUAUUGGAGCUAUGUCGUCUUAUCUUUUAAUUAUUAAAACAGAGCUUCCUGCCACUAUUUCAGAAUUUUUGACUGGAGAUUACAGUGGGUCUUGGUAUCUCGAUGGACAGACGCUACUAAUAAUCAUUUGUGUUGGCAUUGUGUUCCCUCUUGCACUUCUUCCGAAAAUUGGCUUUCUUGGCUACACAAGUAGUUUAUCAUUUUUCUUUAUGGUGUUCUUUGCUCUUGUGAUAAUAAUUAAAAAAUGGUCCAUCCCUUGUCCUCUGACAUUAAAUUACAUACAGAAAUACUUCCAGAUUUCAAAUGCUACAGAUGAUUGUAAACCAAAGGUCUUUCAUUUCUCCAAAGAGAGUGCUUAUGCUAUACCAACCAUGGCUUUUUCAUUUCUCUGCCAUACGUCAAUAUUGCCCAUAUACUGUGAACUUCAAAGCCCUUCAAAGAAAAGAAUGCAAAAUGUCACCAAUACAGCAAUUGCUUUAAGUUUUCUCAUUUAUUUUAUAUCUGCACUCUUUGGGUACCUCACUUUUUAUGACAAAGUGGAGACAGAAUUACUCCAAGGUUAUAGUAAAUACUUGCCACAUGAUGUUGUUGUUAUGACUGUGAAGUUAUGCAUACUAUUUGCUGUGCUUUUGACAGUCCCUCUAAUCCACUUCCCUGCCAGAAAAGCUUUAAUGAUGAUGUUUUUCUCCAAUUUUCCAUUCUCAUGGAUUCACCAUUCUUUGAUCACCCUAGCACUCAAUAUUAUCAUUGUUUUACUUGCAAUAUAUGUUCCUGAUAUUAGAAAUGUAUUUGGUGUAGUUGGUGCCAGUACAUCAACAUGUUUGAUUUUUGUAUUCCCAGGACUAUUUUAUCUUAAACUUAGCACAGAGGAUUUACUCUCAUGGAGAAAGCUUGGAGCUUUUGUGUUGCUCAUCUUUGGAAUUUUUGUUGGGAAUUUUAGUUUAGCACUCAUCAUUUUUGACUGGAUUAAUAAAUGAAAUAUUUUUCUACUUCUUAUGAAGGAUAAUUUACCUCUGUAUGAAAGAAGGAAUAAUUCUGGGAGGUACCUUGGAUGAAAAUAACAUUUUUGUAAAAAUCAUUAUCAGGAAAGCAGAAUGAAAUUGCAGUAGAAGUGUAUAGCAGUUUUAAUCAAAGAAAGAAACCCAAAAUCCUCUUACAUACAUUGGGUCAAUAUUUUGUUUGUUUGGGUGUUUUUGGUUUUUGAUUAACAGACUUUAUUUUUUAGGUAGUUUUAUGUUUACAGAAAUCUUGAACAGAAAGUGCAGAGAGUACUAUCUACCCCCUCGUCCCCAACAUACCCAGUUUCCCCUGUUAUUAACAUCCUGCAUUGGUGUGGUACAUUUGUUACACUCGAUGAGCCAACAUUAAUACAUUAUUAUUAACUAAAGUUCAUAGUUUACCUUAGGGUUCAUUCUUGACUACCACUCAUUUUUUUACUGUCUC
This is a messenger RNA of Galeopterus variegatus (Sunda flying lemur), 1998 nucleotides long. It is a transcript of the gene SLC38A6, whose product is annotated as solute carrier family 38, member 6. Gene Ontology annotation, biological process: L-glutamine transport; amino acid transmembrane transport. The coding region runs from base 162 to 1532 and encodes 456 amino acids. NCBI's taxonomy places the organism in Eukaryota, Metazoa, Chordata, Mammalia, Dermoptera, Cynocephalidae. The transcript has 16 exons. Gene Ontology annotation, molecular function: L-glutamine transmembrane transporter activity. The record is from RefSeq and is a predicted model, not a curated record.